Messenger RNA from Pezoporus occidentalis (night parrot), 885 nucleotides. RefSeq names its product small nuclear ribonucleoprotein polypeptide A' (gene SNRPA1). The coding region runs from base 77 to 844 and encodes 255 amino acids. Gene Ontology annotation, biological process: mRNA splicing, via spliceosome. Gene Ontology annotation, molecular function: U2 snRNA binding; protein binding. The transcript is spliced from 9 exons. Gene Ontology annotation, cellular component: U2 snRNP. The record is from RefSeq and is a predicted model, not a curated record. NCBI's taxonomy places the organism in Eukaryota, Metazoa, Chordata, Aves, Psittaciformes, Psittacidae.
UCGGCGCUCGGCGGGUUGUCCUGGCGCGGCGCGGCGCGGCCCGGCGGUGAGGUGCGGUGCGGUGCGGCCCGGCGCGAUGGUGAAGCUGACGGCGGAGCUGAUCGAGCAGGCGGCACAGUACACCAAUGCCGUGCGCGACCGCGAGCUCGACCUGCGCGGCUAUAAAAUCCCUGUUAUUGAGAACUUGGGUGCCACUCUGGACCAGUUUGAUGCAAUUGAUUUCUCUGACAAUGAGAUCCGGAAGCUGGAUGGGUUCCCUCUGUUGAGGAGGCUGAAAACUCUCCUGAUGAAUAACAAUAGGAUUUGUCGCAUUGGUGAAAACCUUGAGCAGGCUCUGCCCUGCCUGACAGAGCUCAUUCUCACCAACAACAACAUUGCUGAACUGGGUGAACUGGAUCCGUUGUCAACUAUUAAGUCAUUGACGUACCUGAGCAUUUUAAGGAAUCCUGUAACAAAUAAGAAGCAUUACAGAUUAUAUGUCAUCCACAAAGUUCCCCAGGUCAGAGUGCUGGAUUUUCAGAAAGUGAGACUCAAAGAGCGACAGGAGGCAGAGAAAAUGUUCAAGGGCAAACGGGGUGCACAGCUUGCAAAGGAUAUUGCCAGGAGAGCAAAAACCUUCAUCCCAGGCGCUGCUCUGCACUUUGACAAAAAGAAAGCUGGGCCCUCCCCGGGGGACGUCGAAGCAAUUAAGACUGCUAUAGCCAAUGCCACGACUUUGGCUGAAGUGGAGCGGCUGAAGGGCAUGCUGCAGGCUGGCCAGAUUCCCGGCAGAGAACGAAAAUCAGGCCCGUCGGAGGAUGCCGAGGAGGAAAUGGAAGAGGAUGCGGUUCCCAAUGGAUCCUAGGCCCCGGCUGGCCGCGGUCCGGCGCUUCUCCUUGCGGCGGC